Molecule: messenger RNA, 462 nt
Organism: Aspergillus homomorphus CBS 101889
Lineage: Eukaryota; Fungi; Ascomycota; Eurotiomycetes; Eurotiales; Aspergillaceae
Product: Dabb family protein
Exons: 3
Coding region: 1-333 (110 amino acids)
Source: RefSeq, a predicted model, not a curated record
AUGGGUGUCACGCAUCUCGUGCUGUUCCAAUUCAAGUCCGGCCUGACUCAGGAGGUGAUCAAUCAGGCCUGUAAAGAUGUUAUUGCCCUAAAGCAUCGAUGCCUUCACCCAGAAACCGGAAAGCCUUAUAUUGUCUCCUUCAAGGGAGGCAAGGAUCAUUCACCCGAGGGUAUGCAACAUGGAGUUACACACGGAUUUGUAGCCGAGUUCGAGUCGCCCGAGGACCGUGACUAUUACGUCUCCAAGGAUCCGAUUCAUUUGGGGUGGGGAAAGGAGCUCAAACCUCUGGUUGACAACGUCAUUGUAGUGGACUUCACCGGGGAUGUUUUGUAAAGGGACAGCUGUGACGCUGAAGGAAACCUGGAAUUGUCGACUACAAAGCGACGUUCUAAUGGAGCGAUUAUUACAGACAAUGUCUCACUAUUCAUGAUUCCUAGCUCACAUACUAUCACUUCCAAAGGC